Molecule: messenger RNA, 2251 nt
Organism: Closterium sp. Naga37s-1
Lineage: Eukaryota; Viridiplantae; Streptophyta; Zygnematophyceae; Desmidiales; Closteriaceae
Source: the annotation of a GenBank genome assembly
GCGCAAGACGCCCUGGUAUCUCACCGCCACAAUGCAGCCCCCAGCGGGCAGAAACCUGCCCGUGAAAUUUGUGGACCCUGACUUUUCAGCAGCCGGGCAGCACCGGAAGAAUGUGGAAACGUAUGGAAGUGGGUGGGCGCUGCUGUGUUGCGCCAUGGUCAGCAAGAGAUUUCGCAACCUCGUCCUCUCCUUCUCCGCCCAGCACCCCAUCUCCUUGGUCUACAAUAACCUACACCCGCAGUGGGAGAGGAGCGUCGCCUUCUUCCUGCGCCAGCGCGGCCUCAGGUCCCUCGCCCUCACCUUCACGCACGUCAUGCAGCUCGACACCAUCGUGUCCCAGGACGAGUGGCCCUUCGCCUCCCUCACCUCGCUCACCCUCAAGCUGCGCGGCUGUGUGGACUCCUCCCAGCUCUUUGACAGAGAGCUGGGCAAUGGAGAUGCCGUGGAGCAGCGCGAUAGGGAAUACGUGGAGCAGGAGCACUGGGCCCAGUACUUCGGCUGCCCACGCCUGCAGCGACUGAAGCUGGGGCGCGGCAAGUGGGUUCUCUCGGACGGGUGGGCGGGGAAGCUCAAGGCGCUGUGCAGUUUGACUCUCAAGCACAUCGAUUGGAGCUACGUGGAUGUCAAGUAUCUCGCCACGCUCACACCACAGCUCACUGAAUUCACGCUUUAUGAGGGCUGGGAUUUGAAUAACCCGUCCGUCGGCCCUACGGGCGGCUGCAGCAACAGGUACUGUUUCGACUUGUCGUCAGCUCGCAUCCUCCGAUUCUACUUCGCACAGAGCAGCCUAACGCUCUUCCUCACCCUCUCCCGCUCCCUCAAGGCCUUCUCAGCCGUGGCCAAAUGCCUCGUCCUCUACUGUAAGAGCAGCUCCCCUCUCGCUCUCGACCACCUAUCACUCUACGGCCAGGAGCGCCUCGUCAUCUCCUCCCUCCACCUCGCAUCGGCCCGAGUGGCCUACCUCAACGGUCCUCCCAGCGACCGGCACUCCCGCGAUGAUUCUGUCCCCUCUAUCUCUUCCUCUUCUCAAAAAACAGAUUCUUCCUAUUGGGCCACCCCUGCUCCGCCCCCUGACUGGCAGAGCUCGCAUCACCGCAACUCCCCUGAAUUCUCCUGGGUCGAGUGGCUGGGCGCUAUAGCGCGGACAGUGGAGGUGCUUAUAGUGAGGCACGGGGUGCCUGUAGAGAAGGUGGGUGUGGAGUGGAGCUGUCUGCGCAGCCUUGGGAUUGUCGUGGAGGGUGAGGAGCGGUUUGGGAGUUAUGUGGAGUUUUGGGGGCGGCGGGAUGAUGGUGAGGAGGAGGUUACAGUGGAGGAGUGUCAGGAGCGCAACCAGAGGCAGAGGCUGUUGCAGUACCUGCAACGUCCGUACUGGCCGCGGCGGCAGGAGGAGCAGGAGGAGGAAGAGGAAGAGGAAGAGGAGCAAGCAGGAAAGCUCCCUGUUAUCAAGGCUCCAAACUUGAAAACGAUCUUCUUCCCCACUCGCACCUGCGAGCAGCACACCCUCGCUUCCCUACGCGCAUCCUGCCCCUCCCUCGCCCUGUACUGCAUCGCAAGUCGUUCUUUCUACUGGGAGAAGCAUGGGAAGGAGUUGGCUGAGUCCCCUGUGGUUCAUGUGAGGAAGGGGAGGAGCGGGGUGUCGAGCAAUAGUUGGGGGGAGAGGCGGCCAAAGAAUGUGAGGGAGAAGAUGCACAGUGUGAAUGGGGGGCUGGUGGAAGGCUGGAUGCACCGGCUUGGCCACAUGCCAUCGCCCCAGCAGCAGCAGCAGCAGCAGCAGCAGCAGCAGCAGCAGCAGCAGCAGCAGCAGCAGCAGCAGCAGCAGCAGCAGCAGCAGCAGCAGCAGCAGCAGCAGCAGCAGCAGCAGCAGCAGCAGCAGCAGCAGCAGCAGCAGCAGCAGGAACUCUUGCCACCACCAUCAUCACUCGUCGCGGCCAUACAGCUCACAUGCCUACCAUUCUCAACCGCACUACUAGCACCCUGUAGCCAUCCCAUCAGCACCAAUUCCACAACCACACCAGGUGAGGUGAACCCCAUGGACAGCGAUCCCCGUGUUAUCACAUCACAAUCUAUACACAGCAGUACCCUUCCUGCUCGGCCUGCAGGCAUCUCCCCUCACACACCUCCCUCACUCAAGUUCACCCACUCAUUACCCUGCCUCACCUUCUCCCACCCGCCUCCUCUCAGAGAAAAAAGUAGCUCAGAAAUUCUGAAGGAACCUCAUUAUCCAAUCAUUCUGCACCUCGCUAGAGGGUAA